Knipowitschia caucasica is the source of this 342-nucleotide messenger RNA. Lineage: Eukaryota; Metazoa; Chordata; Actinopteri; Gobiiformes; Gobiidae. The record is from the annotation of a GenBank genome assembly.
AUGGCCGCCAGGCGUAACAGGAUCGUUGGACCUAACAUGGGCGGCAGGCGUAACAGGAUCGUUGGACCUAACAUGGCCGCCAGGCGUAACUGGAUCGUUGGACCUAACAUGGCCGCCAGGCGUAACAGGAUCGUUGGACCUAACAUGGCCGCCAGGCGUAACUGGAUCGUUGGACCUAACAUGGCCGCCAGGCGUAACUGGACGGUUGGACCUAACAUGGGCGCCAGGCGUAACAGGAUCGUUGGACCUAACAUGGCCGCCAGGCGUAACAGGAUCGUUGGACCUAACAUGGGCGGCAGGGGUAACAGGAUCGUUGGACCUAACGUGGCCACAAUGUUGUAA